AUGACAGACGGAGUUUUCUUUGACCUUUCCUGGAAAGUAAUUGAAGUGCUACAUUCCUUACUUCUCCAAGAGAUCAAGUUAGCAUGUGGUGUCAAAGCUGAGCUUGGAAUUCUAAAGAGCACAGUUUCUACAAUCCAAGCCGUGGUUCUAGAUGCAGAAAAUCAAGGUUCUCAUAAUUACGAGAUCAAAGACUGGCUCAGAAAGCUCAAAGAUCUCUUCUUUGAUGCAGAUGACCUGCUGGAUGAUUUCUCAACUGAAGCUCUGCUACAGAAAAUGAUGACUGGAAGUAAGAUAACAAAGGAGGUACGCAUUUUCUUUUCAAGUUCAAACCAGCUUGCUUAUAGUCUUAAGAUGGGCCAUAGAAUAAAGGCAAUUAGGGAGAGACUAAAUGCCAUUGCUGCUGAUAGGAUGAAGUUCCGGUUUAUAGAAAACCCCAUUGAGCCACAAGUCAAUAUUAGGAAUAGAGAAACUUAUUCUUUUGUACUUGAAGAAGAUGUGGCUGGAAGAGAUGAUGAUAAGAAAGAAAUUAUAAAACUUCUUUUUGAUACCGAUGUUGUAGAGAAUGUUUCAAUUAUUCCAAUAGUUGGAAUCGGAGGAUUAGGAAAAACUACACUAGCUCAACUCAUAUACAAUGAUAAAAAUGUCAAAAAUAAUGUUGAGCCAAAGUUGUGGAUUUGUGUCUUGGAUAAUUUUGACGUAAAACAAAUUCUAGAAUCUAUGAAAAUUGAGAGGCAUGAAGAAAACCUUGAGAUUUUACAAAAUCAGCUUCGAGAAACACUUAAUGGAAAAAAAAUACUUCAUCGUCUUGGAUGA
Quercus lobata is the source of this 813-nucleotide messenger RNA. RefSeq names its product putative disease resistance protein RGA4. Gene Ontology annotation, molecular function: ADP binding. The transcript has a single exon. The record is from RefSeq and is a predicted model, not a curated record. Bases 1 to 813 code for a protein of 270 amino acids. NCBI's taxonomy places the organism in Eukaryota, Viridiplantae, Streptophyta, Magnoliopsida, Fagales, Fagaceae.